AUGGAAGCUGUAUGUGCCGCAUGUUCGCUGCAUAUCUACGAUCGUUUUAUGCUCAAAGCUCUUGAUAAAUUGUGGCAUGAAGAUUGUCUAAAGUGUUCAUCGUGUCACUGUCGUCUCAGUGAACUAGGCUCCAAAUUGUAUUACAAACACGAGAUGAUACUAUGUAGCAGAGACUAUCAACGACUAUUUGGUGCUAACGGUGUUUGUGCAGCUUGCGGUAAAAGUAUACCGCCAUCAGCGUUUGUGAUGAGAGCCAAAUCCAAGGUCUACCAUGUGCACUGCUUUGCAUGCCAAUUUUGCAGUGACAGGUUUUGCGUAGGCGAUAAAUUCUAUUUAUGUGACGACAAAAUUCUGUGCCAAUACCAUUAUGAAGAACGAAUGACUUUUCUGCAAGCUGCAUAUAACAAUCAUAGCUAUACAGAGAUCAGUCGAAACUUACAAAAACUUGAUGAUUUUGAACCGACCAAUAUUUAUAUUCCUCCGUAA
This is a messenger RNA of Enterobius vermicularis (human pinworm), 486 nucleotides long. NCBI's taxonomy places the organism in Eukaryota, Metazoa, Nematoda, Chromadorea, Rhabditida, Oxyuridae. The record is from the annotation of a GenBank genome assembly.